GUCUGCUCCAUCUUGAGAUGAAGAAGCCAAGUUCUAUGUUUUUUACGGACAGUUUAGCUCCCUGACGAAAUUGAGCAGAACAAGACAAGUGACGUGGGAUCCUGCCUAGACAGGUUUUGUCGAUGAGAACGAUGAACAAAAGAAAAUGGAAUGUGGAGUAACAACUAAGUGAUCACUCGGAGUUAAUAGGACUUCAAAUGUUAUUUUUCCAGUAAAUGGUAGAGGGAAAAAAACAAUCUUAACUCAGGAAAAACUUUGAACAAAUGUUUACGCUACAAAAUGUUGCUCCAUUGCCGAAAAUGUUGAAGUGAAAACAAUAUAUAUAUAUUUUUUAAAUCAGGAUUGUUUUGAGUUAAAUAUCUACAUAUAUUUCUCAUCCACGUUUUGUAAAUAGCUGUAUAUGCGUGCUGUAUAAAUAAACACACAUCAUUCAUGUAAUUUGUUUCCUAAUGUCUUUUUUGAAUGAUGCAAGAACAAUCAGAGUGUAUCGAAACGUUGGUAUUAAUGUACUUUAACCACAUCUAAAGGCACUCGUAAAAAAAAAAAAAAAAAAAAAUCAUAUAUGUUAUAUUAAAACAAUGGUUGAUGUGUUUAGAAUUGCUAUGUUUGAAACACAAUAUUUGUACACAUAAGCAGAUUUUAAAGUGGCCGAAAAGUGUCAUUGCAUGUAAUUGACGUUCCUAUAUAUGAUUUUAAGAUGAAGAAUUUUCCAGUAACAUAUCGUCUAUAAAAGUUGUAAAGCUAUAAAACAACAAAAAUGAAUGAAAUGAACAAAAACAAAAAUUUUUAUAAUGGCUCAAAAUUAUUUUUCGAAUAGAUCAUGUGAUUAGCACCUUAGACGGUCAUUUGCUUUGCUUCGCCAAAAACACGUUCUUAAAAGAUAAAUGUUAGUACAAGUUACAGAAAUUUUAUAUUACAACCACUCUUAAUGUUUUCGUUUUAUAAAAUUUGUAAAAUUUUGAAUCAAAAAAUAAACUAUUAGUCCGCCAUUGUUGAUGUCAAUAAUUACACAAUGCUCAUGGGUGCUUAAGCCCAUAAAAUCAGUCGCACCCAAGCGCCAACGGAGGGCAGCAAAACUCCAAAAAACACAAGUAACAAGUUGGCAUUGCACUGUGCUGUCAUUUUAAUCUGUUUGAGCGGGGCAUGUGCGUUAAUUGCGUCAAAUAUUUUAACGUGAUUAAUUUUUUAAAAUUAUUUACCGCCCAUUAACACGAUAAUUUUGACAGCCCUCUUUUUGUUAUUCCCUGACAAGUUUUUUGAGCUGUAUUUAAUUUUUUUACUUAGACAAUGUUGAGUGGUCUUAAGACAAAUGUUUAUUUUGUUUUAAUUCCUGAAUCGUUCAGAGAUGAAUAGCAAGCAUUUAUUUAUUUUGUAUGUUAAUACGAGUAUAAUUCAAGUUACGUUCAAAUAAUGCAAUUUAAAUUUGCUGUCAAAAUCCGGACAUUUUUUCUGUACAUAAAUGUUGUGGAGGUGGGGAACACACCACUAAUUUUGCAACUGAAAGUCCGACCUGCAUCAGAGUUAGCAUAACAGUAAACUGUGAAUUUGCUAACCUGCAAAACUCUAGUCGGAAGCUGCUUAGAGAGAAGUGUCCUCCUAUACAAGUCUUCUACUGUUAACGUUAAUUAAACUGUGAGAAAUGUAGUGAACUGAGGUUUACCUCCUUCUCCCCAAUUUUUGAAGCAGCCCACAUGAGCUUUCAUUUUUGUUGUUGUUGAGUUUGGCUGUGCUUUUGGAUAACCAGUAGUGUUUUACCAGAAGGAUGGCUCCAUUUUUAUUUAUUUUUGUUAUUCCCUGACUAAGAAGUUUGUCACUUAUAUUUAUUUAUUUUUAUUUAGACAAUGUUGAGUGGUCUUAAGACAAAUGAUUGUUUUUUUGCAUUCCUGGUUGGUUAAGAGAUUAUUAACAAGUUUGUAUUGUUUGUGUCUGGUAAUAUAGUUAAUGUUCAAAUAUUGUAAUUUAAAUUUGCUAAUAAAAUUCACAUUUAUUCUGGAAGUUUUCAAAAUGUUUCUUUAGUAGUUUUUGAAAACAAAGGUCUCAAUUGAACAGUGUAGGCUGAACCAAUACACAUAAAAGUUGGUAUAAAUCAAUAGAUUUAUUUUGCAUUGAUCAUUAUGAAUGUCCCGUCCGCAGCAAAAAGUGCUCGUGCUGUUAUAUCGUCCCUACCGAUGUUGAGACCAAACCUACGCCCUUGGUUUGUACAGUAUUUUACAUUGUUUUUGCUGAAGGCGUUUUAUUUGCAAAAAUGGAACUUUAUCGCCGUCUUGUGGCCACAACGGGGACUUACUGUGCUCUCUACAACGGAAAGCCGGAUUUCCGUAAAAGAGUGAUUGACUGCAUGACUUUUCACCGGUGGGCGUCUGAGCACCGUGGGGAGUUUCCACACUUUCAUCAUACACAACGUUUUUUUUUUUUUUUUUUUAUCGUGUCAAUCGCGUUUGUAAUCAGUCUGAGAUGGACCCCCACACGUUCCUCUACGAUGUCUCGUCGUUGUUCAUUGAUAGGUUUUGCGAAAUCAUGGACACUGGAUGUCACCGUUAUGGAUGGCGUGGAUUAGCCGCUCGAAUCCUCCCUAGCUUCACAGAGGUUCGCGUGUAUGAGCGCAUGGAGGCAGGUGGUCGCAGUCCCACCAGGGAGCUGCUAUGGUCUUGGGCCCAGCAGAAUUCCCAAGUGCGGGACCUCCUUAAAGUGUUGCAGGACAUGGGGCACUUUAGGGCUAUGCAACUCUUUCAGGAUCAAUGUCAUGCAGUCCAAGGGACAUACUUGCCUCUUAUAAAUGAAUGUGAACCAACAGAACUGGUGUCAACAGCUAAUACAAAGGAGUCCAUCAAAUUUGAGACGAGUCAUCGUCAUGAAAGUUCUGGUAAACCGUGGCCGCUGAUCAGUUUGCAGAACAUCCAAGAGGGAACCAGGGAUUUUCACAACGAAAUGAGAAUUUCAGAGGGCUGCUUCUCUGACAUCUAUCUGGCUCACAUCGAGGGCGUGAAGUUUGCAGUCAAGCUUUUCAAACAGGUGGAUAAUGUCUCUUGGAAGAGACUGUGGGAUGUUUUCCGAAAAGAAGUGGAAAUUCACAGAUUAUGCCAACAUCCAAACAUCAUAGAGUGUUUGGGCUGCUUUUCUGAUGAAAGGUGUUACUGUCUGGUCUAUCCUUACUUGCCCAAGGGAUCGCUCUUCCACAGACUCCACCGGGAGAACAGUGUUCCACCUUUGUCAUGGCAAGAACGCGUCAACAUCUUAAAGGGGGUUGCGAAGGCCUUACAUCACCUCCAUACAUCUGAACCAAGCGCGGUCAUCUGUGGGAAUCUCUCCAGUUCGAACGUUCUCCUGGACGACUCCUUGCAACCCAAACUGUCCGAUUUUAGUUUGGCGCAACUCCGGCCUCAUUCGGUGAACCGUCAUCACACCAUCACCCUGGACACCAAUGUCUACGGCAACCCGGGGUACCUCCCCGUAGAGUACCUGCGGAAUGGCAAACUCUCGGCCGGCUUGGAUGUUUUCAGCUUCGGGAUGGUUGUCAUGGAAACGGUGACAGGACGCAAAGUCGUAGAGGAGUUGCCCAAACACAUGCUGCUGAGAGAUUUGCUUUGCUCGGAAGCAGAAAAGAGCGGAAGCGUCGACUCUUGUCUGCAGUUUGUGGACACGUCAGCUGGUCUUUGGCCAACAUCUUGGGCCCGCAGUCUACUGAAUCUUUCCUUACAAUGUGUCGCGAGCCACCGCUGCAGACCCAGCAUGGACGGUGUUCUUCAAGCAUUGAGUCAGCUACUUCCACCGCCCAGCUGCUCGUCCUUGGACCGCCCUCACAGCCUAGAUGAUGGCGUCCCUAUUCAAGUCCAGGGUACAUCGUUGCACAGCGUCGCCGUGGAGGACGACGAACAGUGCGGCUUCUCCGGCUCGUCGGCGACGCAAGCUAGGCCUUGCGAAUGCAGUCAGUCCGAGGUGACGUACUUACGCGUCACCGAGGCCAAAGGAAGAGACCCGCCAUACAAAAGCUGGCCCGUACAGUGCAGCUGCCAAGCUGAAACGGGAGGUCUGGCCUGUGAAGACUGCAGGGCCAAUGGUUUUAGCAGCACUUGCCCACAGUUAGCAGAGUAACUGCAUUCUUUUAUUCUAUAUGUUCUAUGCAGGAAAUGAGAAGCCUUUUUUGAAACUGUCAGCUGCAAAAAUUAUUUCAACCUAUUUAAUUUUUUUUUUUGCUUACAAGUAUGUAAUAUGAUGGACCCCCUUUUUUUGAAGAAGUGCCCCCCACAGCUGUAUAGGUUAAAUACACUAACUAUAGUUAAAAAAAAAAAAAGUCUGACUUAAUUUUAUAUAGUUGUUUGUAUUUUUCAUGCCAAUAAAUGUCACUACGGUUAUGUAAAAUGAAAGUAAAUAAUCGCACAAAGGAAUGAAAACACAUACCAACUACAUACUACAUUUAAUCUGAAUAUGAACAUGACAAUUUAGCUUGAAAACGUUUGAAUUCGUAACAAACGCCGACUCCAUUUAAGCCAUCUCGCCUUCUUAAAAGAUUUCUAAUCAACCAGCAGCACCGUCAACAUUUGGCGUGCUCUUUACUGCUCUCUUGUGGCUAUUAUUGGUUAUUACAUGCUACACUUGGUAUUGAACCUUCUAUUACAGUGAUGUAAAAUGAAAGUAAAUAAUCAAAUAAAAGUAAGCAAAGUGACCAA
Molecule: messenger RNA, 4667 nt
Organism: Corythoichthys intestinalis (scribbled pipefish)
Lineage: Eukaryota; Metazoa; Chordata; Actinopteri; Syngnathiformes; Syngnathidae
Gene: irak3
Product: interleukin-1 receptor-associated kinase 3
Exons: 12
Coding region: 2455-4092 (545 amino acids)
Biological process (GO): signal transduction; protein phosphorylation
Molecular function (GO): protein binding; protein kinase activity; ATP binding
Source: RefSeq, a predicted model, not a curated record